AUGGAAGUCCCUGCUGAGGAAAUGGAGAUGGCUUCUCCUUACCAGGGGCAGGCUGAUGACUUUGAUAUUGACAUCGACCUAAUGGAUGAUCAAGAGCAAGAUCACGCCUCAAACUUGGAUAGCGAGAUGAUGGGAGCUGAUGAAUUUCACAAUAACUCUCAACCCUCUCUUUUCCCAAAUGAUGUAAAUGACGAUGCUGACAUGGCCGAGCCUUCUGCUGAAGGAUCGAUGGUUGAUGCCGAUAAUGAUGUUGAAUUUCAGUACGAUGACACAACAUAUGAAGCAGAAAUGCAAGAGAAUGAUCAUGAUGAAAUUUUGGACGCAUCCCAUCCUAUCGUCCAGAUUGAAUCCAUGUCCCAUCUCGAAAACGUGAUGGAUGAAUUUGAAGAAACUACAACGGAAGUAGGCCACAAAUUUAUCAGCGACGCCCAAGAAUACCCCCCUCCAACUGAAGACACACCCGCCGAGACUGGACAACGAGAGACUGGACAGCAAGAGACUGGAAAGCAAGAGACUGGAAAGCAAGAGACUGGAAAGCAAGAGACUGGAAAGCAAGAGACUGGACGGCAAGAGACUGGACAGCAAGAGACUGGACAGCAAGAGACUGCACAGCAAGAGACUGCACAGCAAGAGACUGGAGAGCAAGAGACUGGAGAGCAAGAGACUGGAGAGCAAGAGACUGAAGAGCAAGAGACUGGAGAGCAAGAGACUGGAGAGCAAGAGACUGGAGAGCAAGAGACUGGAGAGCAAGAGACUGGAGAGCAAGAGACUGGAGAGCAAGAGACUGCACAGCAAGAACAGGCCAUAGCUUCGGAAAACACCCAAGUGGAAAAUACCCAGCCCGAACUAUCCCUCAUUCCCGAGAAUACCGAAACCACUGAGGAUAUUACCUCUGGCGCCGAAUCUAACAAGCCCGCGGAAGGCAAUAUUGAAGCCGCUCGAGACGGCACAUCUCCCAAGGCCCUAGAGGGCUUCGAGGACCGUCAGGCUGAGCCAUCCAACGAGGCGGAAACCGAAAGUCUUGUGCCUGUCGAGGGUGAUGAGUUGAAGAAUCAGCUCACUCAUGAUAACGAGUCCCUCCAUCCGGUCAAAGUUUCUUACCAGGAUAGUGAGAUCUCGCUUUUUCCUCCCCUUGAAGGUGAUUCUGCAGAGACAUUCUUCUUGCAUGAUGAAGAUCUUGCCUACAGCUCUGUCGGUAUAUUGUUUGAGUCUCUUCGCACAGUUCUUAUGGGUAGUAUUGCUGAGAGCGAUAUUCUUGUUAUUGAUGUCGAUGCUCUCGGUGUCCAAAUAACAGAGGACUCCCAGCACACAUCCAAGAUCACGUUGUAUCAGAUUAUAGAUAUCUACCUUCGACUGUGUCAUAAUGACGAGAUUGAGGAGCCCGAAGCUCUGUACAUCACCCUCACCAGUCAACCAGCAGCUCACUUGGAAUUAGCAAGUCUCGAAGCUGCUGCCAAUGAAGGAAAAGGUCUAUCCCAGAUUAGUCCUUGUGAUUAUUUCGAGGUUGACUCAACCUCAGAGGAUGAUACACAGUACAUUGAGGAGGCCCAUUCCGAUCCUGUCCAACAUGAGUCAGGUGUAGAUUCAACUUCUCCAAAAGAAGUUUUGAAUGGCGACGAGAGUCGUGGUGAGAGCCAUGAAGAGGGCCAGGAGACCAACGUUGGACAGGAAGAAAAUCUUCAGAAUGAUUACCAACUCGAGUCCGGGGAUGGCCAGAAUGACCCUGAAAGUGCUGUUGCAGAAGUCCAGGAUGAACAAGAAACUUACCCAGAAGAAGAGACCGAUUUCCAUGAAGAAAACGCAACUUACAGUGAUCGUGAGAAUGACGAAGUGGGUACUCAUAUCGACGAGCUAGGGUCUGGAUCCACGAGCACCCUUGCCCCAGAGGAGCAACCUGAUUUAGCAGACGUCGCUGAAGAUGGUUCCCAGCAAGAUGACUUCAAUCUUGAAACUGAUCAAGGUUUUGAUAAUGAAGGUGUUGCUGGCGAAACUAAAACCUUGGAUCUUGAGGCAUCUGGCUUGGAUGAAGACUUCGUUGGAGAGAAUGACGAAGAAAAUGAGAAUCACCCUGCACCUACUGAGGGUGAAGAUGCCUUGGAUGAACAGGACCACGCACCUGAGUAUGAAGAUGCCACGUACAUCUCGGCUGGCAACAUCCCCCAUCAAGAACAGACACCUGAACCUGAGAAUUAUCUGCUUGGUAUUGCUGAGGAUUUGAUGAAGACCCCUGCUCGGGAUCAGCAAGAAGAUCUAAUUGACUAUGACUACGAAGACGAGUUCCCUGAGGAUGACCAAAACAUUCAAAGCAUUUAUGCUGAUGUGAAGGGCUCCUACGAUGAACUGUCUGGCAAUGUUGAAACCAAUUCUGAUUUUGAAGAUGGUGAUUUUAAAUAUGGUGAUUUUGGCGAGGGCAUGGCUCAUGACUCCGCCCAUAUUGACUCCAAUGUCUUGCCCAAUCCUUCCGCCAAACGGUGUCGAGUGGAUGAAGAGGAAGAGGAAUUUGUUGACACGAACUCGCCUGAUAUCAAACGUCGCCGAUCCUAA
Molecule: messenger RNA, 2544 nt
Organism: Penicillium taxi
Lineage: Eukaryota; Fungi; Ascomycota; Eurotiomycetes; Eurotiales; Aspergillaceae
Exons: 2
Coding region: 1-2544 (847 amino acids)
Source: RefSeq, a predicted model, not a curated record